UUACAUUGAUUUCAAUUCCAAACCAGCACCGCAUCACUAUCCGAAAUCCUAAUUAUCCAUUCCUACAAUUUUUCCGAUAACUAUUACUAAUUUCCAAUAAUAUUCAACGCUAUAAAUUAAAUAUAUUUGUUUCACUCGCACACACAGAAAAAGAGAAAGUGAAAACAGAGAAACCGACGAUAAUGGCGACGCACGACGAGCUUCCGAUCCCGAUUUACGAUAACCUAGAGCAUGUUUACGGCGCAGGUUCAUCUCUGGAAGAAGCUCAGCUUCGUUUCGAUAUUCUCAAAUCUAAAUUCGUUGAAAAUUUCGGUCACUCUCCUCAAUUAUUCGCUCGUUCACCUGGAAGAGUGAAUUUGAUUGGGGAACAUAUUGAUUAUGAAGGAUAUUCCGUGUUGCCUAUGGCUAUUCGUCAAGAUACGAUUAUCGCUAUUAGGAAAAAUGAAUCUCAAAAAGUUCUUAGGAUCACUAAUGUUAAUGAUCAGAAAUAUUCCAUUUGUACUUAUCCUGCUGAUCCUCUUCAGGAAUUGGAUUUGAAGAAUCACAAAUGGGGCCAUUAUUUUAUAUGUGGGUACAAAGGUUUUUAUGACUAUGCAAAAUUGAAGGGUGUGGAUGUUGGCGAACCUGUUGGACUUGAUGUUCUUGUUGAUGGGACCGUGCCAACAGGUUCGGGACUAUCAAGCUCUGCGGCAUUUGUUUGCUCUUCCACAAUUGCUAUUAUGGCUGCUUUUGAUGUGAACUUCCCAAAGAAAGAACUCGCACAAGUUACAUGUGAUUGUGAACGACAUAUUGGGACACAAUCUGGUGGGAUGGAUCAGGCAAUCUCUGUUAUGGCUAAGAAUGGGUUUGCAGAACUGAUUGAUUUCAACCCAAUUCGUGUGACGGAUGUGCAACUGCCUGCUGGUGGGACUUUUGUGAUAGCCAAUUCUUUGGCAGAGUCUCAGAAGGCUGUUACUGCUGCCACAAAUUAUAAUAACAGGGUUGUUGAAUGUCGUUUAGCUGCUAUUGUGCUCGCUAUAAAGCUAGGAAUGGCACCAACUGAGGCAAUUUCAAAAGUGAAAACACUAUCCGAUGUUGAAGGGUUAUGUGUAUCAUUUGCUGGUACUCGAAACUCAUCUGAUCCUGUACUCGCUGUGAAGGAAUAUUUGAAAGAAGAACCAUAUACAGCUGAAGAAAUCGAAGAAGUUACCAGGGAAAAGCUGACUACAUUUUUGAAUAUUAAUGCAUCUUACUUGGAAGUCAUAAAAGCUGCAAAGCAAUACAAGUUGCAUCAGAGAGCUGCUCAUGUGUAUUCAGAAGCCAAGAGGGUAUAUGCUUUCAAGGACGUUGUAUCAUCAAAUCUAAGCGACGAGGAGACGCUAAAGAAACUUGGUGACCUUAUGAACGAGAGUCAUUAUAGCUGCAGUAAUUUAUACGAAUGCAGCUGUCCGGAGUUGGAAGAACUUACAAAGAUUUCUCGUGACAAUGGUGCUUUUGGAGCAAGGCUGACUGGAGCUGGAUGGGGUGGUUGUGCUGUUGCUUUGGUGAAAGAGAGCAUAGUCCCACAAUUCAUCCUUAAUUUGAAGGAACAUUACUACCAAUCUAGGAUAGACAAAGGUGUCAUUAAGAAGAACGAUCUUGGUCUUUAUGUAUUUGCUUCCAAACCAUCGAGUGGUUCUGCCAUCUUCAAGUUUUAGAAUAUUUUCUUCACCCACUUCUUUGUUGAUAUUUAUGUUUUUUUAAUGAUCUUAACGUAGUACCAAACACAAUUUCUGGUGGAUUAAUAAGAAAAGGUACCCCAUCGUAAAAAAUAGACAAGAAAAGGUACCGUGUUUUUAUUGUGAAGUUGUUUUUCAUAUGUUAGUCAACACAACCAAAACGAAUAAUAGUAUUGCAGUUAUAUUUCGUAACGGGAAAACACAGUAUUUUUUAA
Molecule: messenger RNA, 1912 nt
Organism: Medicago truncatula (barrel medic)
Lineage: Eukaryota; Viridiplantae; Streptophyta; Magnoliopsida; Fabales; Fabaceae
Product: galactokinase
Exons: 13
Coding region: 183-1676 (497 amino acids)
Biological process (GO): galactose metabolic process; carbohydrate phosphorylation
Cellular component (GO): cytoplasm; cytosol
Molecular function (GO): ATP binding; galactokinase activity
Source: RefSeq, a predicted model, not a curated record